CUGGGGCUUCAGCCCCACCUAGCCCUUAUGUUAAUCUGGCCCUGAGUUAUACUGUAUAAUGUCAGCCCGUUUCCUGUCUCCUCCUCCUCAGAGGAACAGCAGCUCAUGGGGGACCGAGGAGGGGGGUAGUCUCUUAAAAUUCUUCCACUCGUCCGUCCACCACUAUAGUUUCCUGUCCCGGAUUACAGCCGCCUGUUCUCAUUCCCUCUGCUCCGUGUGAAGAUGUGUUCUCUGAGCUUCGCCAGGUCUCUGGGUUUCGCCCUCAUUCCCCUCGCCACUUGCUGCAUUGUGGCAAAUGUCCUGCUCUUCUUUCCUGAUGGAAAUGUGAUAUAUGUUCAGGAGGAGCAUGUGACUACAUUUGUCUGGUACUUUAUGGGAAUCGGAGGAGGUGGUUUGGUGAUGCUGAUUCCGGCCUGCGUGUUUCUGGGAAUGGGGAAGUGUGUGGAUUCCUGUGGAACAGACAGCUGUGCGAUGUGUGGUUCAGUGAUAGCGGCUCUGGUGGGGCUAGUUGGCUCUGGAUACUGCUUCCUGAUCUCCGCUGUGGCGCUCUUGAAGGGGCCGUAUUGCUACACUACGAUGGGAUGGAGGUCUCCUUUUGAGACCGACGGGGGGAAGUAUCUCUUUGCUCAAGAGAGAUGGUCUGACUGCGUUUACCCAAAACACAUUGUGGAGUGGAAUGUGACGUUGCUGUCCAUCCUGUUGGGUCUCAGCACCCUUGAGUUCCUUAUCUGUUUCCUGCAGUUCAUCAGUGGUCUGGUUAAUGCAGUGUGCCGGCCAUGCUGCUACAAACAAGAGUACAGUCUAAACGCUUGAGGACGGCGCACUUCCCAGCCUCCAUCAAUCGGAAACAGGACUGCUCAUCUGCAGCAGAAACACUGGGCCAUCAGAGAGCCAACAGAACUGUCAAUCACACACUCACACACAUUAACAACUGUAAGUCGCCUUGGAUAAAAAAAAUAAAAAUAAAAAAUGUAAACAUUAAGUCACUGCAUUUCUAAUGAAUGUAUUGAAACAUUUCAACAUCACUCCAGCCGAAUUUGUAUUAGCAGUGCAUGUUUUCUGUAUAGAACAAACAUUUGUAUUGUAUACUACCUGCAAUAUGCAUUUUGCUAAAAUAUAAAAGUAUUUUUGUAUGAGUUCUGGUCGUUUUGUACAGAAAGUUGUUUUGUAAAUUAUUUAAAUAUUGAGAGUAUUAGAAGAACAGUUGGUGAAUGUUGUUUUAUAUACCUAUAAAAGCUGUAAUAUGUCUCGAAUAUUCCCUUCAGUAAAUAAAUAGGUUUUGUUUUAGA
Ctenopharyngodon idella (grass carp) is the source of this 1289-nucleotide messenger RNA. It is a transcript of the gene tm4sf1, whose product is annotated as transmembrane 4 L six family member 18. The transcript has 4 exons. The record is from RefSeq and is a predicted model, not a curated record. Lineage: Eukaryota; Metazoa; Chordata; Actinopteri; Cypriniformes; Xenocyprididae. Gene Ontology annotation, cellular component: membrane. The coding region runs from base 223 to 813 and encodes 196 amino acids.